AUGACCUCCGCAACCUCCUCAUCUUCCGCCUUGAAUGGCGAAAUCAAUUCCUCUUCCAAGCUACUUGCAUCGUCGCUGGCCCGAUUACCCAAAUUGCAGAAUGUCAGCACGACUGCGCCCACUACUGGCCACCCUUCUACAUACUCCACCUCUUACUCAAUUCCUUCAGCUCCUGCCACCACUUCCAUUACCACUUCAACUGCUACCUCCAGCCCUGCCUUCGCUGCUCGAGGCAGCUUCUCCAACGCAUCAAGCCCGGCCGGAACCCCUUUUAUGCUCGCAGCCGAUAGUGUUCGAGGUCGAUAUCUUCCAUAUGCUCUUUCUUCUCCUGUCCCUCUGGAGUUAGAUGAGACCCCAGACAACAUGGCGGUUGCGGCGAGUCUCCCUUCAGACCAGACUAUGCCUGGAAAGGGUACGACAACACCUACGUCGAGCAGCACAACCGGAUUGAUGCGAAGAAUCUCUCGCGGUGCCGCAAGUAAGUUGACUAGGCGACGCCAGUCGUCUACGCAGCGUGAUAAACGCGAUCACAGCUCCGGACCACUCAUCAUGCGACGGCGAAGUGAUAGCAAGGCUCAUCCACGCAAUUGUCGCGAAAGCACCAUGGAUUCCAGUUUUGAUGACGAAGACAUUGACAUUUACGAGCCGUUCAAUUCCUGGUAUGGCUCGGAAGCUACUAGCAUCAACAGCGAUCUACCCCCUACCCCGUUCAUUACCCGCGAACUCGGUGCUGUUGCGCCAAAAGUGGAUUCAGCACUGCAGCGUGGUACCCUCCUCACAAAGGUAACCAAAAAGAAAAGCAAGCAAGUGCGAUUCUUCUUGGACUUCGAUGCUGCCAAGGUUCGAUGGGAUUUGACAAAUCCUUCAAAAAGAUUCUACAUUGACGACAUCAAAGAGAUUCGUGUGGGCGCGGAUGCUCGCAACUAUCGCGAAGAAUAUCAAAUAACCGCCGAAGCCGAAAGUCGAUGGAUCACCAUUGUCUUCGCCGACCCGGAUCGGUCCAAAGGCCGGCCAGUGAAGACGAUGCAUCUUAUCACGCCUGACGAUUAUACGUUGGAACUUUGGACGGCCACUCUAGAGCACAUCUCGAGGUACCGUAUCGGUCUCAUGGCUGGCCUGGCUGGAUCGAGUCAGAGUGACACAAUCUUGCGGGCACAUUGGCAACGAGAGUUCUCGAGACUCUUCCCGCAAGGGUCUCUGCCAGGAGAGGUCGAGGCUCUUGAUCUGCCCGCCAUUGAGUCUGUUUGCCAAAGCUUGCACAUAAACUGUUCGAAGGACAUGCUCCGCACACAGUUCAUGAAAGCCGAUGUCAAUGCCACUGGCAAACUGGACUAUUCCCAGUUUAAAGAAUUCAUUUCCGGCCUUAAAGAAAGGAAGGAUCUUCGACGAAUUUACAAAGAUAUAGCUAUCAGCGACCCUGAUGAGGGCCUCAGUCUCGACGAAUUUCUGCAAUUUUUGCACGACGUUCAGAAGGAGGACAUUGUUCGUGACAGAGAGUAUUGGGUGUUGAUUUUUGAACGGGUGGUUCGUCGCGCCCGCGCUAGGACCCAAAGCCAACCAGAUUUUACUGAGGGUUACCUGCCACGGAUGAAUCUUGAUGCCCUUUCGUCAUUUUUGCAAUCUGAAGCUAACGGCAUAUAUUCGUCCCACGCUCCUGAGUCUCCGUUCGAUCGCCCUCUCAAUGAAUAUUACAUCUCAACCUCGCACAACACCUACCUGCUAGGCCGCCAGGUUGCUGGUGCAUCUAGUACGGAGGCUUAUAUCACUGCGCUGCAACAGGGCUGUCGCUGCAUUGAGAUUGACUGUUGGGAUGGCUCUGAUGGACGCCCAAUUGUAUCACAUGGCAGGACGAUGACAACCAGCGUCCUGUUUGCUGAUUGCAUCACUGUUAUUAAUCGUUAUGCAUUCAUCUUCACUGAUUUCCCCUUAAUUAUCUCCCUCGAAGUUCACUGCAACCCUGAACAACAACUCGCUAUGGUCAAGAUCAUGAAAGAGAGUUUUGGAGACCAGCUGGUUCUCGAGCCGUUGCUUAAAAACUGCGCUAUACUUCCGUCACCCGAAGAAUUGAAGAACCGCAUCCUGAUCAAGGUCAAAACAUGCGACGAGCCGCAAACCAGCUUCUUUCCUGAUGUUCCACUGAGUACACCACCCUUCCACGGACGUAAGAGAAGUUCAAGCACACCGUUUUUGCGCAGCACUGGAUACGAAAGCUCCAACUUUGAGAUUCCUCUUUCUAGCCCUCCAACUAUUGGCCCCUCCCCUGAUGCUGCAAUGCCAAUGCCUUUCAUUACUCCAGGGCGCCGUUCGGGAACGACUACCAGUUUGAGCAGUGCCACAGAGGACAGCGACAGCGCAUUGGUGAACUCUGCCAAGGCCGAAAGGAAACGCCGACAGCGAAGCAAAAUCACCAAACCCUUGUCAGACCUUGGCGUCUAUACUCGUGGUUAUAAAUGGCACAGCUUCGCUGCUCCUGAAAGCAAGCAGUAUAACCAUGUGUUUUCCUUUGCAGAACGAGCUUUUGAAAGUGUCAGUCGCGACGUAGAAAACAGGGCGCUUUUUGAGACUCAUAACAAGCGAUUCCUCACUCGAGUCUAUCCUUCUGGAUACCGCUUGCGAUCUUCGAAUUUUGAUCCGACUUCAUUCUGGAGGAGCGGCGUCCAAAUGGCUGCAUUGAACUGGCAGACAUAUGACAUCGGUAUGCAGAUGAAUCAGGCUAUGUUUGCCGCCGGAACCGAUCGGACUGGAUACAUACUGAAGCCAGAGAGCAUGCGUCGCCCUGCCUCGACUUUGGAGUCUUUGAAUAGCAAGACCCCCGCUACUACUGAGAGAGUGCUAGUCCGCUUGUCAAUGGAUAUGAUUUCCGCUCAACAGCUUCCACGACCGCGCAGCAUGGACCCCGAUGACAAUAUUAAUCCGUAUAUCGAAAUUGAGUUGUAUACGGCAGAUGAUCGUGGCCAGUGUGUCGCAUUUGGAGAAGGCGGCCAAGCCGUGACUCGCAAUACCAUGUCUGGUCUUGGUCUGCCUCUUAAGCGACGAACGAGAAUCGAGGCUAGUAACGGAUUCAGUCCGAUUUUCAACGAGCAAUUCCGCUUGGCAGUUGAGACAAAAUAUCCCGAUCUAAUCUUCAUUCGUUGGGUUGUGUACAAUUCACCAGAUGGCCGUUCAGCCAAUACAAACGCCACCAAUAUCCCGCUUGCUUCUUUCACAGCCAAACUCAGCAGCAUGUCGGAGGGAUACCGUUACUUGCCUUUGUACGAUAACAGUGGCGAUCAGUAUCUGUUUUCUACUCUGUUUUGCAAGAUCACCAAAGAGACUCCAGUUCCAGUCCAACGGCUUGAUUUAGACGAGCUUAAGGCGGAGCGAACGGGUAUCUUCCGACAGCUUGGUCAGACAGUGUUCAAGCGAGCGUUAUCUACAGAGCGAGCCCAUGAUCGGCAAAAAGUCGACCGGCUGGAUUCCGAGUCUCUCAGAAGCAGGGAUUCACCGUCUCUUGUUCCGGUAUUGUCGGCAUCUCCCACAAUUCCACCUCUAAAAAUGGCUUAA
Messenger RNA from Talaromyces proteolyticus, 3543 nucleotides. RefSeq names its product phosphoinositide-specific phospholipase C. Gene Ontology annotation, biological process: lipid metabolic process; phosphatidylinositol-mediated signaling. The record is from RefSeq and is a predicted model, not a curated record. Lineage: Eukaryota; Fungi; Ascomycota; Eurotiomycetes; Eurotiales; Trichocomaceae. The transcript has a single exon. Gene Ontology annotation, molecular function: calcium ion binding; phosphatidylinositol-4,5-bisphosphate phospholipase C activity. Bases 1 to 3543 code for a protein of 1180 amino acids.